UACCUUGAUGGCAUAGGCUCCUUCAUGUACCCGGGUUUGUGGGCCUUGGGGACCCUUCAUAGCACGGCGACCUUGUCCAUACAGAGGGUAACCACGGUUUGUAUGAGCUCCGGCUCAUGCACCGUCUCAAUAUUUUCCAGUCCUGCCACGGCCACUCUGGCUGGGCAGGCCAUUUUUUUUCGACUUUUCUAGGUGCUAACCCUAACCCUACCACUAUUACAUAUUUAGUAAUCCAUAGAUUUUGUAACUAUCUAAGACUUGAAUCAUGACCUCAUUCAAUCCCGAGUCCCAGACAUUGAGCUCACAUGCACCAGAUUCACCGCGCUCUUCCCAAUCACCCCCGCCUUCUGGUCCACAGGGUGAUUUGGAAUUAGAACUUCUUGGGCUCGCCAAUGCUUUAUACAAUCUAGGAACUACUGUAAUCAACGACUCCACUAAAGACCGCGACAGACCAGGUGGUGCGAAGCUGGUAGGCCUUGGCGCAAAUGAGGUCGUCAAUCACCUUACGUCCAUCGAUAACAGGGCACAAGAUAUUCGCACCAUGAUACCUUUUCAAGUCUUGUCUGAUAUCGACAACGCACGCAAUCCCAUGCAAUUGACAAAAGAACGUUUAGAAAGAGCAGCCACCGAGAACCAAUUCAUGAACGGCAAGAUAGCAGCCAUUGACUCCUAUCGCAAACUUCUGAACGAGGCGUUGGUGUCGAACUUUCCAGAAACCGUCCAAUAUCUCCAUCCUAGUCAGGAUGACAUUAAGAUGGAGUUAUAGGCCGAGCUCUGCUGCUCGAUGCCACUUACGUAAGGAGGGGGACUAAUCUCUCGUAGACUAGGUUGAAGUCGGGGAACGUUCCUUGCUAUA
Suillus clintonianus is the source of this 856-nucleotide messenger RNA. RefSeq names its product transcription factor subunit Med10 of mediator complex-domain-containing protein. NCBI's taxonomy places the organism in Eukaryota, Fungi, Basidiomycota, Agaricomycetes, Boletales, Suillaceae. Gene Ontology annotation, biological process: regulation of transcription by RNA polymerase II. Gene Ontology annotation, cellular component: mediator complex. The coding region runs from base 266 to 766 and encodes 166 amino acids. The transcript has 3 exons. The record is from RefSeq and is a predicted model, not a curated record. Gene Ontology annotation, molecular function: transcription coregulator activity.